Messenger RNA from Plasmodium vivax (malaria parasite P. vivax), 2373 nucleotides. RefSeq lists its product as hypothetical. The record is from RefSeq and is a predicted model, not a curated record. Lineage: Eukaryota; Apicomplexa; Aconoidasida; Haemosporida; Plasmodiidae. Bases 1 to 2373 code for a protein of 790 amino acids. The transcript has a single exon.
AUGCCACUUCAAAUGUACUUGGAUGGAGUGGCUCAGAAGCUUAAGGGGUACCUACUCGUGAUUGUAAAAAAUGGAAAUUAUUAUUCGCUUCUCUUGUGCCGCUCGUUAAAAGGGUUUAUCUCGAAGCGUGAUGAUAAUUGCAGCGGUUUUGUCCGUCCGGUUGAGAAGCGGGAUUUGUCCGAGCCGCUUUCUUCGCCGAGGGGCGGGGGCAGCGCAGAUAUUGCUCGUGAUGACGAAGCAGGUGCAGCCAUCACCACUCUCACCGCUCACAUCGCAAUCUCCCCCGAAGAUAAUUUGAAGCACACCCACACUGCGGAGAAACCCCCCAUUGAACUGCAUUCACCUAUAUGCUUUGAUGAGGAGGCGCAUGGGGAUAAUAGCAUGCUGGAAGAGGGAACGCCGGAGGAGACAGAAGAGGCGAAUCCAGUUAGAGAGACUUCCCCUAAUGGAGACUUAGAGGAGCACUCCUCAAGUGAUGACAUAAGACUUGUCAUCGAUCUGCUCAACAGGGUAAACUCCCCCGAGGGGGAAGAAGAAGAUGUGCUCAAUUUGCAUGGUGAGGAUCUGACCAACCGCUGCCCCAUCGAUGGGUACGAAGAUAUGAGCAUUGGGGGAACGACCAUUGGGGGAGUCACCAUCGGGGGAACCACCACUGGGAAUACGCCAGAUGAUGAAGUGACUCCUCAUGGAGAAGACCAAAGCGGUGGCGCAGAAGAGAUGUUUCUAGGUGAACAAGUGGAAGAAACGGAGAGGGAGACAAAUGGGCAGCACAAUGUGAAUGGACAUAUUUGUGCAGAUGAGGAAGAAAUCAAUAGACCGGGAGAGGAUAACCCUGCUGAUGUGCCGCUAACUAGCGAAGAGAAGCAACCCCCCCUGGUCGGUAGCAUCGAAGAGGACCAAAAACUAUUCGCAGAUGAAGUAGUCACUACUGUCACGAAAAAGACCCACGAUGAGGAGAACAAAGAGGAAAGCUACACUGAUACGCAUGGACAAACCGCUCACACCUUAAUAGAGGGGAAGGAACUAUGCAGAGAAGGGCAGCAAAAGGAUGGAGGCGCAGAGGAAGCAAGUUCGUACGAGAGAGAGGCGGACAUUUCACUCCGAAGUGAUUCCCACCCCGUCAAGGAAAAAGACACAACUGAGGGAUGCGAACGGGAGGUAGAGGCAGCGGCAAAAAAGGGGAGUGAUAACCGUGACGAUCAGCAGAGUCCUAACACACCACAGGGGAACCCUCCAAGUGACAAACACAUCAGAGAAGAAAUAGCAGAGGGGCGAUCGGAAGUCCCACUGAACGGUGGGGAGAUAAAAGGAAUUGUAAAAAAUGAAGGCCAAAAAAGUGAAGGCCCAUCUGGAGAGCUCUCCAAAGAAGAGCUAAACGAUAAACUCAUCACCAUGUUCCUAAACGAGUUGUUAACAAGGAAGUACAAAGACAUUUUGAUGGAGGAGGAAAAGGAAGCUCUGAAGAGGGGCCUAACGGUUAAGUACAACGAUACAUAUUUGAAGGAAAAAAAAAAAAUGCAAAAAAAAUUACAAAAAUGCAUGAGGAGGAAACUAAAGGAGGCAGAAAUGCUGCUAAAGAAGAGCUACGAAAGUGAAAAGGAAAUCUUCGCAUGUCUAAUGAGAAAUCAAAAAAGGGAAGAAGUAAAAAUGGAAAGAACUAAGAUAGAAGAUGAAUUAAACAGGGUAAGGAAAAACUACCUGAGCAAAAUAAAUUCCUAUGCAUGUGACGUUGAUGCUAUGAGGGGCAGCCACUUUAGGGAGAAGGUCAAAAUGGAGAAACUAGAGACCAUAAAUGAUAUACAGAAUAAGCUCAUCCACCUGCAGAACUGCAUUAUCCAAGAUUUAGCCAUUGAAUCCAUUUUGACAGAUGUGAAGAGGCACUUUAAGAAGGAUCCUUUCCUAGACUCGGUAUUCGCUACCUUGCCGGAUAAUUUUUUUUCCCAUACGUUCAAACCGACUUCGAAUAACAUAGAAAAAAUGAAAAAAGAAUUUUACAUUUUGUACAGAGAAGGGGUGAAAGAAGCUUUCAUACAACAUGGCGAGAAUUACUUUUUAAAAAAAAUCAUAAGUAGGGUUGCUUCCUUUUUUUACCUAAAUUGUGAACCUAAAAUGGGCAUCCUUUUUCACCGGUCAUUGACGGAUGAUUCUUCUUUAAAGUGUAACUUGGUACAUUUGUCCUACGCCUUAAGUAGCGUGCAACAGAACCAGUUCGUCGAUGCUCUGCGCUAUAUUGAUGAGCUCACCGGCAGCUGCAAAACGACCUUUUCGCCCUUCAGCGAGCACGUCCGAAAUGUGGUUCUCUUCAGAUACUACUUGCGGCUUGCUGUGUCCAGGCUGAUGCUGGCCGGCAAGGCUUUGCGCCUGGCGGAGUAG